Aphanomyces astaci is the source of this 2762-nucleotide messenger RNA. RefSeq lists its product as hypothetical. The record is from RefSeq and is a predicted model, not a curated record. Gene Ontology annotation, molecular function: protein binding. The transcript has 9 exons. NCBI's taxonomy places the organism in Eukaryota, Oomycota, Saprolegniomycetes, Saprolegniales, Verrucalvaceae. Bases 21 to 2687 code for a protein of 888 amino acids.
CGUGAAACUGCGAAACCGACAUGAAGAGGAGAGAAAGGGGUGGCGCCAAGCACGUGGUCGCGACAGAAGCCUCGCCAUUGCACUUAAUAUCACGACAUGCGUCCUCAUUCAGCUUUUCCAAGACGGAGCAGGCGAAGCGCGACUUUCUCAAACGGCUGGGGUCGGAUCUCCAACGCAACGAAGUUGUCCCCACGUACAAAGGCGCGUACUCGCUGCCGAAACCCAAGGAGGUCAAAACGACUGCGGAGGACUUCUACUCGACCAUGGAGGUGCGUAGUUGGGGCAGUGGCAGCCACGGGCAGCUCGGGCUCGGUGAUGACCGCCACCGCGCAACACCAGAGCUUGUGCUGGCACUCUAUCGCAUCACCAGCGAUCUUGGACGCGUGCAGCUGUGCUGUGGAGACUUGCUUACAACAGCCAUCAACGAGCUCGGGCACGUUUACGUGUGGGGCCGGUUACCGCUAGACGCAAGCCAAAACAUCAAAGUCCCCGAACGUGUGACGGGGCUCGACAACGUUGUCGUUCGAAGCAUGAGCUGCGGCCCGGGGCAUAUGGCGCUCGUAUCGGAUGAUGGAGCUGUUUACACGUGGGGAAGAGGCCAGUCGGGUCGCUUGGGGCACGGGGAUGACCACAAUGCGUACACCCCCCGCCAGAUCAAGUCGACGUUUGUGCUGCACUCGAUUUACAUACGACAAGUUGCAUGUGGAGAAGAACACACAUUAUUUUUGGCCACCGAUGGAGCCCUAUUUAGCUGUGGGGGCGGUCGAGCAGGCCAAUUGGGCAUUGGCUCGUAUGUCAACUGUUGCGAGGAGCCAUGUCGAGUGCCACUACCACCAGACACGACAUUCGUGCACAUUGCGUGUGGCAUGAAUCACUCCGCGGGCGUCGUGGAUUCAGGGGCUGUCUACACGUGGGGGUGGGGGGAGCAAGGGCGUCUGGGCCACGGCAACGAAGAGUCUCAUCCAAGUGUCAAGUGCGUCGAAGGGCUUCGACAUGUUAAAGUCACGACGUUGAGUUGUGGAGGUGCUCAUUCCCUGGCCUUGUCGUCGUGCAAAAAGGUGUUUGCGUGGGGUUGGGGUAGCUUUGGCCAGUUGGGGUUAGGGUCGUGUCACGAUGCGCUGGUCCCAAAACCGAUCAAAGCCCUCGAACAUGUCCAUGUAAUCGCUUGUGGGUUUGGUCAUUCGGCGGCUGUGACGGACACGGGGGUGCUGUAUAUGUGGGGAUUCGGGGAAGAAGGGCAGAUUGGAGCCGGCGACGAGCGAAACCACGACUCGCCCCAGAUGGUAUGGACUGUACCUGUGAAGUCGAAACCCGUCGAUCCGCCAAACGUUUUGCACAUUUCGCUGGGGAAAGCGCACUCGAUGGCCGUGGCCCUACUGAGUAUGCACCAAGACCGACGGAGACGGCUCAAUCCCGACACCGUUCGACAUGCGGCCAUCUCACUGCAGUGUUUUGUACGGGCGACGGUGGCCCGCAUUAAGCUCAAGAAACUACUGCGAGUACAGGACAAACAAGCACAGGACGACGUCACCGCUGCGUUUGCCCUCCGUCGGGAACAAGAAGUUGACCAGUUUCAGGACGCUGCGAAUCGAGAGGCGGAUGCCACCGCUCGCGAGGCUCAAGCUCAAGAAUUCGCAGACAUGCAGAAACGGCAGGUGGAGAUCACAGCCGCAACGUGCCUUCAGCGCAUGCUUCGGGGGUGGUUGGCACGCUUGAACUUCAAAGUGCGGUGGAAGCAGUACCAGGAUGAGAGGGCAGAGGCCGAGACCGCGGCGCGCGAGAGAGCGGCAUUUCUUGCUCUUGAAGAACGGGAAGCGUUUCGCAUGGCGACGGACGAAGUAGCGACGUCGUUUGUUCGUGAUGUCCUGAUCGAAGUCCAUGCGAACGAGGAGCGACAAGUGGAAAUACGAUGGCGAGCUGAGGAUUCGAUUGCCCAGGCCAAUUUGCAUCGAGAAACGCAACUGAAGCUGGAACAGGAAGAGUUGGAGCGAAGAAAUGCCGUGCAAGAGCUGGCGAGGCACCAACGCGAAUUGAGGCGCCAAGAAGGCAUCGAGGCGGCCGAGGCGGAGCACCGUGCCCGGCGGGACCGAGAGAUCGCCGACACCAAGGCCAAAUUGCAGGCACGUAAACUCCAGGCAGCAGCGGCGGCGGUGGGGCAACCAACGACGAAAACGUCGAAGCAGUCGUCGGAACGGAGGCGGCGGUUAAGGGACAAGCUGAGGCAAAAGGCCGCCGACGAAAUCAACAUUAGCCGGGAGAAGCGCGAUAAAUUACGAGCAGAGUUGGCGGACCGAAGGAAAGUGGUGGACGAAAAGCUCCAGGAACAGCAACAGCUCGCGGCGAAACUGGAGUUGGCGCGCCACCACCGGAUUUUUCGCAAUAGCCUCAAGGAAACACCCGUGGUUCCUCGACCGACUGCAGCGUUCCAAGUGCGCGCGUCGUUCAUUGCAGAAACAUAUCGAGUUCUACCCGGCGACCCUAAGCCGCAUUAUGUAUUGGAUCCGAAUGCAGCCGCGGCGGUGCACUUUGAAGUAGCACCAGCCGCCGCCGCUGUCCCGACCAACCACCCCCGAAAGUCGAAAGUUCGCAUCUUCAGAGAGCUCCAGCGCUCCAAGUCGUCAUCUGACGGGACCAGACCAGAGCAAUCGGCCAUGCCUACCGGUGGCAAUAAUUCUGGGGACGUUUAAUAUGACGUGUAGCGGCUAGCCAUAGUUGUCGUGCUGAUGUAAGGCCUAAUAUGAAACGCAUUGACGACAUCUUGC